CAGUCGCCAUUCCGCCAUCACUGAAGCGGCACGGCGUUGAUCGCGCAAUGAUAAGUGAUAAAUAAAUAAUUGUUACUAUGGCAGCCGGUUUCGUCGGCUCCACGAAGAGUUUUCCUUUUUCAUUCGACGUUGAUGUGGAUGAGGACGACGUGGGACGCAGUACGCCACAUCUAAACAAGCGAAUAGGUAGCGAGAGCCCAACCAGCGCUGUCGGGGCGGAGGCGCCGCGAGAGCUCCCGAACGAGCUCUCAGCGCCCUAUGAGGUUCCGCAGUUCCCCAUCGAACAGAUUGAGAAGAAGUUACUCAUACAGAGACAACUUAAUGUCAAGGCAGCAGAAUGCGGGCAGUCUGCGCGCUCGUUCGCAGGCAGCGAAGCGGGGGGUGCCGCUGCUGUGUUCGAGGAGGCUGCACGGCUCCGGGACGAUGACGAUAUGGACGUCAUCCUGCCGCACUUCCAGCGGGUCGCUAUAAGCGGGGAGGAUACUUCUGGGGUCCCACUAGAGGAUCUCCAACAAGCAUCCUCUUACCUGGUACAAGCGCUAGAGAUCCGCAAGCGUUACAUGGAGAUGUCCAGCCAGAGCUUCUGCAGCAUCACGGCGCGGUUCCUGCGCUCCAUCGACCCGGACGGCGCGGCCAACCACACGCCAAGUGUCAAGGUGCCACAGCGGCAUAUAGCUGACCACAUAGUACACCCACCGUUCAAGCACGGCCGGGACCCAUGGGAGUGUCCCAUGCCCGAACCAAAGGGCUACCACAUCAAACCACACGAAGGCGUGUACAACCUGUACCGGGACGAAGCGUGCACGGACCGGGUACCGUACGAGUACAUCACGUUAUCACAGUACAUACAGGACAAGAAUACUAUGUGUACGAUGAUCGCUGAUGGACCACUGAAAUCCUUCUGCUACCGUCGUCUGAGCUACCUCUCAUCUAAGUUCCAGUUACACGUGCUACUCAAUGAGUUGAGAGAAUUGGCUUCACAGAAGGCGGUGCCACAUCGUGACUUUUAUAAUAUACGGAAAGUUGACACUCACAUUCACGCAGCAUCGUGUAUGAACCAGAAACACUUGCUGCGUUUCAUCAAGAAGACUUUGAAGAACCACGCCGAUGAAGUGGUAACACUACACAAGGGAACUCCAAUGACAUUAAAGGCAGUGUUCCAGUCCAUGAACCUCAGUACUUAUGAUCUUACUGUUGACAUGCUGGAUGUACAUGCGGACCGUAACACAUUCCAUCGCUUCGACAAGUUCAACGCCAAGUACAACCCCAUCGGUGAGAGCAGACUGCGUGAGGUUUUCCUCAAGACAGAUAAUUAUAUGAACGGGAAGUACUUCGCUAGGAUCAUAAAGGAAGUAGCAUCAGAUCUAGAGGAGAGCAAGUACCAGAACGCUGAAUUACGUUUGUCAAUCUACGGCAAGAGCCCCAGCGAGUGGGCCAAGUUGGCCAAGUGGGCCAUCCAGUACGACGUGUACUCGAACAACGUGCGCUGGCUCAUACAGAUCCCGCGCUUGUAUGAUAUCUUCAAGUCGAACAAGAUAAUGAACAACUUCCAAGAGUUCCUCAGCAACAUCUUCCAGCCGCUGUUCGAGGUCACCAACGACCCGAACAGCAAUCUGGAGUUGCACAAAUUCCUUACUCACGUGGUGGGGUUCGACAGCGUGGACGACGAGUCGAAGCCGGAGAACCCGAUGCUGGACGCGGAGGUGCGGCCCCCAGCUCGUUGGGACGACGACGAGAACCCGCCCUAUGCGUACUAUCUCUACUAUAUGUACUCCAAUAUCACCGUGCUCAAUCAUUUCCGCAAAGAGCAAGGUCUAAACACAUUUGUACUCCGACCGCAUUGUGGCGAGGCGGGUCCUGUACAGCAUUUAGUAUGCGGCUUCAUGCUCGCUGAGAACAUUUCCCACGGCCUAUUGCUUAGAAAGGUGCCCGUACUCCAGUACCUAUACUACCUAGCGCAGAUCUACAUCGCAAUGUCGCCGCUCAGCAACAACUCGCUGUUCCUGAACUACCACCGCAACCCGCUGCCGGAGUUCCUUGCGAGAGGACUGUGCAUCACGCUCAGUACUGAUGACCCGCUGCAGUUCCACUUUACCAAGGAACCUCUAAUGGAGGAAUACAGCAUUGCAGCUCAAGUGUGGAAGCUGAGCUCAUGUGACAUGUGCGAGUUGGCUCGCAACUCUGUGCUCAUGUCUGGUUUCCCACAUGAGAUGAAACAGUACUGGUUAGGUCCAAACUACACGAAGGAGGGCGUCGCCGGAAAUGACAUCACGCGCACAAACGUACCGGAUAUCCGCGUGUCCUUCCGCUAUGAGACCAUACUUGACGAACUUACCAACAUAUUCAAGGAAGGAAUGUCGACCCGUCAUUAGACCACAUGCAGUACUGUGGAUACAACGUGCUAAAAUAUAAAAUUAUAUAUAAAUAAUAAUCGUGCUAUAUGUAUUGUUGCUUGGGUAACGUUGCCCCAAUGUGUAUCGAGUAAGAUUUCCCCCAAUGUGAUAAUUAGGUGAGGCUAUAUAUUUAAUCGAAUGGAUUACAUUAACUUUCGUCAUUAUUAACCUUUUAAUCUGUAACAUUUUUAAUGGUUGUUUAUUUGUUUUUUUAUACUUUUCGAUCGAUAGCUUGUAAGACUAAUAUUUUUUUUUAAUAAAAGUAAAAUCAAGAUUUUUCUACAUUAUACUUUUGGCGAUAAUUUUAAUAGUUAUUACGUUUGUAUGAGUUAUUUUUGCACAUGUAGUUUUUAUAUUCUUCUGUUUUUACACUUAAAGACUUCCUGUUAAUAACAAAGUGCCUCCAGAGACGAAUAAUUUAGUCAUAAGAAUCCAAGCAUCAAAUAGAUUUAUCUUGGCCUUUUAUAUAUCAAAUAUAACAUUUGUAUUUAGUGUAGUUUUACAGUAAUAGGCUCAACAAAUUGUUUAUAAUCAAUUUGAUAUUCAAAACCUCUGUAUCGAUAAUAAAUGAUCCCUUUAAUGUUAAUAAAUGUUAGUGUUUUUGUUGUUAUUUGCUUGGGUUGAUGUUGCAUUAAAACACCGGGAAUACAUAAUUCGUCAUGUUUUUAAAAUUGGAUAAAAAUUGGACACCUCAAAAUUCUCAAAAAGUGAGAUAUUUCGAAGCUCGAUUAAAACCGUAACCUAAUCAACAAAUACAGUAAAUUUUGUAUUCCCGGUACACUUGGUGUGAAAAGUGUUUUGCAUUUUUUACCAUGUUUAUUUAUACAACGUAUACUUACUAUUUAUAACCAUGACCCUUUUUUCAAAAUAAUCACAAAAUAUGAACUACACAACGAACUUAAUCAUUUCAAGAUAUUACAAUUGAAAAAAAAUAUUACAUCUUGUGUGACAGAGAUGCACGAUAUUCUUGUAUAGCUCUUUCUCUGUCUUAUAAAGUUAAAAUGUCUACAAACGGUAACUAGAUUUUCUCUCUUUUGCAUUUUAAUUUAAAUAUCACAUGUACUUAUUCUCCUUGCAAUGUAUAAACGAUUUGUUAUAGAUUAUACAAUUUAUAUUAUAAUAUGAAAGUGAAUGUUAUCAUGUUGUUGGAAAUAAAGCUGCUCAUACGGAAA
Colias croceus (clouded yellow) is the source of this 3565-nucleotide messenger RNA. Its product is annotated as AMP deaminase 2. NCBI's taxonomy places the organism in Eukaryota, Metazoa, Arthropoda, Insecta, Lepidoptera, Pieridae. The transcript is spliced from 17 exons. The record is from RefSeq and is a predicted model, not a curated record. Gene Ontology annotation, molecular function: AMP deaminase activity. The coding region runs from base 78 to 2372 and encodes 764 amino acids. Gene Ontology annotation, biological process: AMP metabolic process; IMP salvage. Gene Ontology annotation, cellular component: cytosol.